AUCGCCGUCUCAUAAAUCCGGUCGGCGCCCACAUCCACCUCCGCCUCCGCCCGCCGCCACCUUCUCCUCUACUUCCCGGCACCGCACCGCCUCUCCCGGUCCCAGCACCGCACCGCGCUCCUCGGACCAACCACUGGGCUCGCCAGUCGCCGACGCUCCAGGCAGGGGCCCGUCGAGGGCGAGAGAAAUCCGCGCCUCGGCCCCCCUCCUGCCGCGGGAUUUCAGUUACCGCCCGCUGCCGCUUCAUCCGCGAAGGCAGGCAGGCAGGCAGGCAGGCAGGCAGGCAGGCGGCGGCAAUGCCGCUGGGCUCGCCCGUGAAGCGCCUGCUGCGGCGUGCGGCCAAGGGGAGGCUAGACAAGGCCGAGCUGGCGGUGGCGGGGCUGGCCGCGGCGGCCGCCGCGCUGCUGCUGCUCCUCCUCUGCGCCUCCUCGCUCCGCUGCUCGGCCGCCGCGCUGGUGUCCGCGCACGGGAGGCUCUGGGCCGGCGGGGUCUCCAUCGCUGCUGCUUCGGACGCGGAUGCGGCGGCGGAUGUCGACAAGCGGCCCGUCUCCGCACCGGCUACUGCGGCGGCGGGGAGUGGUGGCGACGACGAGGAGGAGUGCGACCUGUUCGACGGGGAGUGGGUCUCGGCUGGUGGCGGCGGGUACCCGCUCUACGACUCCAGGGACUGCCCGUUCCUCGACGUCGGCUUCCGCUGCGCCGAGAACGGCCGCCCCGACACGUCCUACACCAAGUGGCGCUGGCAGCCGUCGCGAUGCCAUCUCCCCAGAUUUGAUGCCAAAAGCAUGCUGGAGAAGCUACGAAACAAAAGAGUAGUUUUUGUUGGUGAUUCAAUUGGAAGGAACCAAUGGGAGUCUCUACUUUGUAUGCUCUCUAGUGCUGUUCAUAACAAGAGCUCUAUCUAUGAAGUUAAUGGGAAUCCCAUCACAAAGCACAUGGGUUUCUUGAUUUUCAACUUUACAGACUACAAUUGCACUGUGGAAUACUACAGAUCCCCCUUUAUAGUCCUUCAAGGUCGUCCACCAGCAGGAGCCCCUGAGAUUGUUAGGUACAGUAUUCGAGUGGAUGCAAUGGAUUGGAUGUCUGACCGGGGUAAGUGGAAGGAUGCUGAUGUAUUGAUCUUCAACACUGGGCAUUGGUGGAACAAUGAGAAAACAAUCAGGGGGGGUGCCUACUUUCAAGUAGGAGAUGAGGUCAAAAUGGGCAUGACUGUUGCAGAUGCUUACAGAAGGUCGAUACAGACAUUGUCUGAUUGGCUUCACAAAGAAGUUAACACAAGCAAGACCCAUGUCAUCUACCGUACAUAUGCUCCUGUGCAUUUCAGAGGUGGUGACUGGAAGACUGGUGGGAGCUGUCACUUAGAAACUCUUCCAGAUGUGAUGCCAGUGAAGUCCCUGGAUGAAUGGGCUGACUUGCUUCAGCCCGUGAAUGAUUUUCUAGGGAGCAACCUCAGAUCCAAGUUGGUUGGAUUAGACCUGCUUAAUGUGACGAGAAUGACAGCUCAGAGAAAAGACGGCCACCUCUCAGUAUACCUGAGCCCUUCAGGACCUGUCCCUCGCUACAAACAGGAUUGCAGCCACUGGUGCCUUCCUGGAGUUCCUGAUACCUGGAAUGAGCUUCUCUACGCCCUUGUCAUGAGAAAGCAUGAGAAGAUGGGUCAGAAUGCUUCCCUUGCUAGCACUAGGACACUGCACACUGAAGAUGGAAAUGUCUUCAGCUGAUCAUCAUGACAAAACAAGUUUCAUAGUCAUCCUGCGCGAUGAGUCGAUAAUAGCUGCUGUUUCACAUACCAAUUAGGAUAGGAUGCCAGAGUGGCGAAACACAUUUUUGGAUCAUGGGCGUUUGCAGGAAGCUGCGUACCGCCCUGCUGUGCUGUGUUUGCAUAUGGUGAUGUUAGUGAAUAGCUGAGCUAGAGGUCAGUUGUAGUAUAGCUUUGUGUGGUGAAGGCAACUUGUAUGGCUCAUGGAGAGGUUAUUGGAAUUGGCAUUGGCAGUGUAUCUAGGGUUGCUACAGCGAAUGAUGUAAAUAUGUAGCUGUGAAAGUGGGGGUGGUUUUAACUGAAGCUCACUGCAGUUACGAGGUGCAUGUGCAUGUGAAUCAAGAAUUUCUAAGCUGUACAAUUGUUGCUCAACGGCUCGAGUUCCAUGCUCGUGAUCUCAUUUUGUGUGUGCCUUA
Messenger RNA from Sorghum bicolor (sorghum), 2175 nucleotides. Its product is annotated as protein trichome birefringence-like 11. Lineage: Eukaryota; Viridiplantae; Streptophyta; Magnoliopsida; Poales; Poaceae. The transcript is spliced from 4 exons. The coding region runs from base 297 to 1721 and encodes 474 amino acids. The record is from RefSeq and is a predicted model, not a curated record. Gene Ontology annotation, cellular component: Golgi apparatus. Gene Ontology annotation, molecular function: O-acetyltransferase activity.